AAAAUAAGCAGCAUGAAACAGCCAAAACAUUUCGUGUUUACGAGACUGUAAAGACUACAAGUCUUAACACAUUCAAAACUGCAUACCCUAUUAAUCUAAUCUAAUUCUGAGACUGUCUGUGCUACAGAAAGAUGCACAGACUUGUAGACGGAGAAAAUCAAAAGCACAUGUGACCACAACAUUUUUGUGUGCUGUUGAUGGGCGUUCGUUCACGCGGACUGAAAUAAAACUCAUUCCCACCCGGACAGAAACCCCUGAAGCGUGCAUGCUGUCUGACUCGCAUAGUUAGUUCAGUUCUGCACUAUUAUUAUUGGAUUUUGAGGGACGCACGUGACUCUUAUUUCUCUCUUCAGUGGCUCUAGGAAAGAUCUCGAAUAUUGCUGCGUGUUUAUUCUGGAGCGACAUUAAACUUCACACGAACCGUUAUAAAUUGAGUCCUGUUGUGCUUGAAACUUGGCAGCAGACUUUCCUCCAGAUUUCACCAGGGAAAACGGCUUUCUUCUAGUCAUUCGUGUACAAAAAGGUCAAUAUUUCAUCCUGUUCAUCACAUUGCUCAUUGUUUUUGAAACCGUUUCCCACAGGUUGAAGAUGAACAACUGCACCCUUAACAUCACCGACACAGUCCUGAACCUACAAACAGUCACUUCGAUUCCCACCUUCAUCCUCGGGGUCCUGGGAAACAUAUACGUCCUGGUGAUGUUCUGCCGGCGUCGCAGAGCAGACUGGACCUACAUGAACAUCUACAUCACCAAUAUGUCCAUCGCCGACUGCAUUCUGUUGGCGUUCCUUCCCGUUAAGAUCCAUUACUACAACAGGCCACUGGAAGUCGAAUUAACGGCUCUGUGUAAUUGUGUGUUGUCGGUUUAUUACAUCAACAUGUACGUGAGUAUCUUCACCGUCACCGCCAUAAGUGUGGUGCGGUACGUGGCCAUCAAGUAUCCCUUGAAGGCCCGGCAAAUUUUCUCUCGUACGAAUGCACUGGUGAUUUGCGGUCUCAUAUGGUUCACCAUUGGCUGCAUCAGCCCGAUUUACUUCGUGACAGACUCUAGUAACGAUAAAACCAUGUGCUUCCAGAGGGUGAGAGAAGGCCUGUCGUUGCAUUUCGUCCUGGUGUUGAUCAUCGUUGGGUUCCUCUUGCCAUUUAUGAUCAUACUGUUCUGCUCCGUCAGGAUCAUUUACACUCUGCGGAAGCAGCUGAACAUCGGAUCCCGUUCGGAAAAGAUCCAAUGCAUGUUCAUCAUCGCGGCCAACCUCAUUGUGUUUGUCAUAUGCUUCUUCCCCGUCCACUUGGGCUACUUCGUUAAAUACGUCGUGCAAUACGACUACACAAACACAGAGGAUAAAUACAGCUGCAGGGAUAAGCAGCUCGCGCACAACUUCCUGCACAGCACUCUUUGCAUUUCCAGUAUGAACUGCGGUUUGGACUGCUUUAGCUAUUUUUUUGCCACCAAAUCCUCAUGGAAUAUGUGCCGCGCAAACAAAAAUGAGAAAGAAAAACGUGAAAAUAAUUAUGACACGGUUUCAGAUCAAGUCAGGAAGACUUAACUCUUCCCCAGUUUUGACGAAAUUUUCUGGUUUUCUGUGUUUUCGUUGUUAUACGCUAGGGUGCGCUAUUUCGCAUAUUCUGAAAGAGUAAGCAAAAAAGUGAAGAAGAAGCAGAAACAAGCGAUAGAGGCAUUGCUUAAGCACAUGUAAAAUAAUACAUUGUUGAAACCAUGAAGAGGAAAUGAAGCAUUGGAGGUGUUGAUGGACAUCUUCUGCAUCUGUGUUUUGAUCAUCGUUCUGAAUCCCAUCCAGAUGAAGACUUUUCUCAGCUUUUUGCUUAAAAUGAUGCUUUUUUUGUGAAACUUACCCACAUUCAAGUUUUGAUAAAAAAGAAUGCAUGAAGCUAGAAUAAAAUGUUUGUUUGUUUGUUUAAAAGCAUGUUCAGA
Messenger RNA from Megalobrama amblycephala (Wuchang bream), 1931 nucleotides. RefSeq names its product G protein-coupled receptor 35, tandem duplicate 1 (gene gpr35.1). Gene Ontology annotation, molecular function: G protein-coupled receptor activity. Gene Ontology annotation, biological process: positive regulation of Rho protein signal transduction; phospholipase C-activating G protein-coupled receptor signaling pathway. The transcript has 2 exons. The record is from RefSeq and is a predicted model, not a curated record. The coding region runs from base 589 to 1545 and encodes 318 amino acids. Gene Ontology annotation, cellular component: membrane. NCBI's taxonomy places the organism in Eukaryota, Metazoa, Chordata, Actinopteri, Cypriniformes, Xenocyprididae.